Messenger RNA from Closterium sp. NIES-65, 1344 nucleotides. NCBI's taxonomy places the organism in Eukaryota, Viridiplantae, Streptophyta, Zygnematophyceae, Desmidiales, Closteriaceae. The record is from the annotation of a GenBank genome assembly.
AUGAGACCCAGUUCACCCUGGCAGUCCAUGCGUACGCCUCACUGGUCGCCCUGCCGUGUCAGGUGCUCGGAUUUGGUAGCGCCCCCAUAUACUCUGUCCCCUCGUGCUGCUCCCUGUGUCUUCCUUGGCUUCCCCACUGACGCCCCAGGGUGGCAGUUUUACCACCCCUCCUCUCGUCGUGUUCUGUCCUCCCAGGACGUCACGUUCGACGAGUCAGUCCCCUUCUACCGUCUCUUCCCCUACCGCACUCCUUCCCUCCCCCCUCCCCCGGACUUCCUUGUACCGGUUCCCCCCCCGGUAGACCCCCUCCCCCCUCAGGUUCCUGCCCCCUCAGGUGUGUCCCAGGUAGACGCCGUUGACCCGGUCGAGGUUACAGGUGACUCUGGUGCUGCUGCGGGUGCUGAGCCUGGGGGUGCUGACUCUGGGGGUGCUGUGCGCGGGGGUGCUGAGCCUGGGGGUGCUACUACUGGGGGUACUGGGCCUGCGGGUGCUACUGCGGAGGGUGCGGAGCCUGGGGGUGCUGAGCCGGGGGGUACUGUGCCUGGAGGUGAUGGGUCUGGGGGUGCUGGGUCGGGAGCUGCUGAGCCUGGGGGUGCUGCGUCUGGAGCUGCUGAGCCUGGGGUUUCUCCUGCUGCUGCGUCUCGCCGGGAGCCCCUCUCUCCACAGGAGCUGCGCGAGUGGUUCGCUCGCCGCUGGAGGCGUGCUGCUGAGUCUGGAGGUGCUGCUGGAGCUGGAGCUGGAGCUUCUUCGACCGUCGAGGGUGCGGGUGCUGCCGGUCCCGGAGCUACUGGACCUGCGGGUCCUCCUGGAGCUGGAGCUGCUGAGGGCGUUGGUGCUGAGCCUACUGCUGUUGGUCCUGCCGCUGGAGGUGUGGGUGGCGCUGGUGCUAUAGCUGAGGGUGCUGGUGCUGUCCCUCCUGCGUCAGGAGCUGCUGAGCCUGGGGUUUCUCCUGCUGCUGCGUCUCGCCGGGAGCCCCUCUCUCCACAGGAGCUGCGCGAGUGGUACGCUCGCCGCUGGAGGCGUGCUGCUGAGUCUGGAGGUGCUGCUGGAGCUGGAGCUGGAGCUUCUUCGACCGUCGAGGGUGCGGGUGCUGCCGGUCCCGGAGCUGCUGGACCUGCGGGUCCUCCUGGAGCUGGAGGUGCUGAGGGCGUUCGUGCUGAGCCUACUGCUGUUGGUCCUGCCGCUGGAGGUGUGGGUGGCGCUGGUGCUGUCGCUGAGGGUGCCGGUGCUGUCCCUGCUGAGUCUGGAGCUGCCGCGCGGCCUCGGCCGUACUUCGUUCCGCUCCUACAGCAGGUUCUUGCCUGCGUCUCGUCCCGCGUCGCCUGUUCGUGCAGCUCGCGCUAG